Molecule: messenger RNA, 2475 nt
Organism: Catharus ustulatus (Swainson's thrush)
Lineage: Eukaryota; Metazoa; Chordata; Aves; Passeriformes; Turdidae
Gene: NOB1
Product: NIN1 (RPN12) binding protein 1 homolog
Exons: 9
Coding region: 32-1294 (420 amino acids)
Biological process (GO): maturation of SSU-rRNA; ribosomal small subunit biogenesis
Cellular component (GO): preribosome, small subunit precursor
Molecular function (GO): RNA endonuclease activity
Source: RefSeq, a predicted model, not a curated record
CGCGGCGCUUCGACGGCAGCCGAGGUGGGCCAUGGGGCAUGCAGACAUGGCGCGUGUUCCGCACGUCGUGGCCGACGCGGGCGCGUUCCUGAGCGCGGCCCCGCUGCAGGACAUCGCAGACGCGCUGUACACCGUGCCCGAGGUGCUGGCCGAGAUCCGCGACCGCCCCACCCGCCGCCGCCUCGCCGCGCUGCCCUGCGAGCUGCGCGUCCGCCGCCCGCGCCCCGAGCUGCUGCGCCUCGUGACCGAAUUCUCCAAGAAGACCGGGGACUACCCGAGCCUCUCGGCCGCCGACCUGCAGGUGCUCGCCUUGACGUGCCAGCUCCAGGCGGAGAUCGCCGGCCCCGGCUGCCUGCGCUGGGAGCCGCAGGACAAGGUGCGGCUCAGCUCCACCCCGCGGCACCCCGAGGCUCCGCUGCACCUCGCCGGCUUCCACCUGCCCAAGCACAAGCCCGCGGCCAAGGGCCCGCACCAGCCCGGCCCGGCCCCGGCCGAGAGCGACGAGUUCGGAUCCUUCCUGUACUGGCGGCCGCCCCUGCCCAGCAUCGAGGAGGAGCUGCGGGAGCUGCUGGCCAUCUCUGGUAGCCCCGAGCCCCCCGAGGAGCACCCGAGCUCUGUAGAUGGAGCCAGCGCUGGCGAAGAGGAGGAGGAUGAGGAGAGCGAUGACGAAGGCUGGAUAACUCCCAGCAACCUGAAGCAGGCCCAGCAGGACACAGGGCACUGUGACACUGCUCCCGUCGGUGUCCAGGUCGGCUGUGUCACCACAGACUUUGCCAUGCAGAACGUGCUGCUGCAGAUGGGGCUCCACGUGCUGGCUGUGAACGGGAUGCUGAUCCGCCAGGCCCGGAGCUACAUCCUGCGCUGCCACGGCUGCUUCAGGACCACCUCGGACAUGACCAAGGUGUUCUGCCCCCACUGUGGUAACAAGACCCUCAAGAAGGUGGCAGUGAGUGUCAGUGACGAUGGGAGUCUCCACAUGCACUUCUCCCGCAACCCCAAGGUGCUGAACCCCCGGGGGCUCAGGUACCCGCUGCCGGCGCCGCAGGGCGGGAAGCACGCCAACAACCCCCACCUGGUGGAGGACCAGCGCUUCCCGCAGCAGCGCCUGUCCCGCAAGGCCCGGCAGAAAACCAACGUGUUUGACCCCGAUUACCUGGCCGGGGCCUCUCCCUUCGCUGAGAACGACGUGCACAGCCGGGCCGCUCACCUGAACCUGCGCGACGCCGCCCUAGGCGCCGGCCGCCGCCGCCUCAACCCCAACGCCGUCACCAAGAAAUUCGUGAGGAGGAGGUGAGGGGCAGGACAGGCCCCACCUGCAGCACCCACCUGCCCAGGUGUGGUGGCUCUGACAGGGCAAGGCCGCUCCCAGCACCUGGGCAUGGGCCAGGCCAUCCUGUCCCCACUGUGCUGGUGCCCAGAGAGCCACCGUGACUGGGGGAGGGCAGGGUGGCUUCCCCCAGCACCCCUGGGCAGGGGUUGUGUCACCCAAUAAACACCAAACCCCAAAGCACCGUGACUUGGUCCCAUUUCUGCAGCUGCCUGUGCCAGGGGGAGCCUUUCUCUGCGCCUCAAGGGAUGAGGAGGCUGGGACGGAGGAAGGAUUUCUUGGAUCUUUUGCCCCAUGGGGUAAUGAGCUCCAGAAGGACAAAACCCAGGGCAGGGGGUUGUUUCCACAGCCCAGGGCUCAAGGGGGAGACUCUGGGGUAAACCUUCUUGGAUAAAUCUGCUGAAAUCUUUCAUGAUUGACUGUUGGGCCCAGCUCUUGCUGCAGUUUCUCCUUAACCCUGCUCAAAUUGUUCAAAAUAAGGCAAUACCUGGUACCAGCUGUGGCCCUGGUCCUGGGGAGGUCACAGGCUGCAGGGGAUCCCACACCACCAAGUCAGUGGGAUUCCCAAGGACCUUUCCCUGCAGCAGCUGCAGCGCCCUGGGCACGGCCCUGGAAAAACCAUCACAAGACUUUACACUGUAAAAUGAAAACUUUCAUUGUUUAUUCUCGACUGCAGCUGUUUACAGAAAUAUAGUUGCGAGUAUACAAAUGUCCCAAUAGAAGCAAAAUAUUUUAUUUUUUUUUUUUUAAUAUUCAACAAGUUAUCACAGGAGAGCUAAAAACAUAGAUGCAAAUAAAAUAUCCCCUCAUAGACAAACUGAAAACACCGGGAAUCAGUGCCUGGAAAACCCACCUACGAAAGCCAUAUACACAGAACUGCACGAAGGAGUAUCUGGUGCUACUUUCACAUUGCAGGACACAGAAGAGGCAGCUCAGCGGUCGAGGGUGCACCCAGAACAUCUGGCAGGCAGGGGAGAGCCCACCAGAGGUGCAGGGACAGAGGCUGGAGCUUAACUCAGCAUCAGCUCAGAUGGAAGUAACUCAAAUUGCCUCCUUUUAUCCAGAAUAAAAAAGCUUCAGGAAUGCUGCAGGCUGCUAAGGAUACUGGAAUGGGAUCCCAGUUGUGCAACACCCAAAGAGCCACUUCC